UAACUAGCUCCAAACUAGCUCUCAGUAAUCAGUUGCACACACAUAGGUUGCACAGCUCAGUUGUGCGCAGAAAAACAUUCGAGUCAGUGGUUAGAUGUCAAAUCUUUUCGCAUUUUUAUUUAUUAAUUAUGACGUGUUGUUCGGUAUUAGAGUGCAAAAAUGAAAGCAAGCGAAAAAACAUCAGUAAUGGAGGUAUUUCAUACCAUCGAUUUCCCAAAGAGGCUAAUAUAAAAGAGAAGUGGAUAAAUGCAACGGGACGAGUUAACUGGAUGCCAACAAAAUUUAACACUAUAUGCUCAGCACAUUUUUUAAAUGACGAUUUUUUAAUCUCUAAUAAAGGCCACCGUUACAUCAAACCCACGGCAGUUCCAAGAUUGAAGAUAAUGCAUUAUGAUCCACAAAAUAUCACUUGUGCUACAUCUUCAAAACAGGAUAGCAAUUUAUUGAGCUCUGACUUAGCUGUGAGCAAAAAAAGGAGAAUUUCCACCGAUUUGGAGGCAACUCCCAAAGCAACCAUUCUAAAACCCGAAAUCCAGACCCAGCAGUUUUGUGAUAAUAGUUCUGGUGGUUCAAAUUAUUCUUCGCCUACAAAAAAUAAAGUGAUAAGUCACUUGCGUUUUUGCCAUGAAAAAAUUCGCAAACAAGGCUUGAAAAUAAAACGGUUGCAAACGCAAAAUCGGAGGCUGAAAAAGAAAAUCAAUCAUCUUGAUGAACUGUUACUAAAGCUAGAAGAAAAAUUUGCUAUGACGAAAGAGAAUUUGGAUUGCCUUCAAAAUAUUAAAAUCGAGGUUACUUAUUUAAGUUUCAACUACUACUAGAUUCUGCUGAUCGACAAGUAUCUUUAUCAACCUCAUUAAAUCUAAUAAUUUGGCUGAUUUUUUUUCUUUUUUUUACAGGUUCGAUCGGCAGAAAUGUUUUAAAUUAUAACAGCGGAGUCAUUUCUAGGAAGAAAUAUUCUAGAGCCCUUCGCGCUAGAUUUGCUCUAACGUUGCAUUAUUCACCUAAGGCGUAUGAUUACGUUCGCAAAACAUUUCAAACAAGCCUGCCACAAACCCGAACGUUGAAAAAUAGGUAUUCCAAAAUUGAAGGAGAGCCCGGAUUUACAACAGAGGCAAGCAAGAAGCUUUGAAACAAAAAGCGAACGCGUCUAAAUAUCCGUUGUUAGCCACAUUAAACAUUAGUAACGGUUGAAAUGAAUAUUCACCGCUAUGGGCAAUAGGAUGGUCAAAAGUUUCACGGAUACGUUGAUAUGGGUACGGGAUUAGGUCACUUGCAGAUUACCGAUACACAGCGCAGUGAACUAGUAAAACAUUGCAAUUGAUCCAUAAAUCUGGCGUUCGGAUAGUUGCUCUUGCUUUCGUCGGUUGCCCAGCGAAUAUUUGUAUGGCUAAAUAUUUUGGUUGUUUUUUUGAGGAACAAAAUAUUAUUGAGUUAGAAUAUCCGGUCACAAAAGAUGCAAUAGUUACAAUCUUAGGUCCUUGACAUAUUAUGAUCAAAUUGAUAAGGAACUCAUUCGAAAUGUACAAAACUUUCAUGGAUAUAGAUGGAAAUAAAAUCCAAUGAAGACAUCUUGUUCGACCUAUUAAACUAAAAUAAUAUGAUGAAACCUAACCUAAAUAAGACAAACGAAUACUGGAAACUGUAUGUUAUUGAAACAUAUAUUUCCUGUUCUUCAGUCAUAGACAAGAUAAAUAAAAGCGUAUUGCAAGACAGCGAACAAUCGUCAUUAAACCAACCAAACGAAAACGAAAUUGAAGAGCUGGGGGGUUACUUUUCGGAUUUCAGGCUUCAGCACGCUAGUCAAGGGUUAUCGUAUGCUACAUCGUAGAGCAUUGAUGACAAAAAUUAAAUGCGAUAUGUGUGUUAACGCGUUGGUGAUACAUCACUUUGAAACGUUCCGUAUGCUUAUUAUUGUGAUAGAUUGAGGGAUAAACCCGUCCCCCUAUUCUUCGCCAGAUGUAGUAAAAAUAUGCGAAGCAGCUGAAACAUUUUUGAAAAACGUUAAUUUAGGUAAUUAUGUGUGGGUUUAUAGGAACUAGUGUAUUUAAUAAUAUUGCCCCCCAUCAAUUUGGAGAAUUUUCUGCGUUUAAUCACAUUACUGACUUAAUGAAAGCCAUAAUAAUUGAAAAAAAAAAUAUAUAAAUGUUCGAAUACACCAUUAACUUAAAUUAAGACCAAAAGAGUUUUCCAAACAUCAGUUUUUCAACAAAUACAUAUUAUUCCAGGGUUUGUAAAUAAAUAUUAUUUUGCUAUAUCUACAUGUUGUAACUAAAUAUGAAACAUUACAAUGUAAUAUUGACAUGAUUUUAUAAGAGCAACUAUGGAGGUUCUUUUCCGAUGCUUCUCCAUAGAAAAGUUGGAUUGUUAUUGUUUGGAUAACAAUCCAAGUUAGUUAAUUUUUCUAUGUAUUUUGUAAAUAUAGAUUUCUACGUAUUUUGUAAAUAUAGAUUUCUACGUAUUUUGUAAAUAUAGAUUUCUACGUAUU
Molecule: messenger RNA, 2485 nt
Organism: Colias croceus (clouded yellow)
Lineage: Eukaryota; Metazoa; Arthropoda; Insecta; Lepidoptera; Pieridae
Product: THAP domain-containing protein 5-like
Exons: 4
Coding region: 129-818 (229 amino acids)
Molecular function (GO): sequence-specific DNA binding
Source: RefSeq, a predicted model, not a curated record